GAAUUGCUGCUAUAUAAAUGAAACAGAAUUGAAUUGAAUUUGAUACCAAAACAUUUACACAUCAUAACCACAUAUGCCUUUAGUUCAUAUUUAGUUUUCCCUCUCUGGGCAUGUUUCCAGUGAUCCUGCAGAGGAGUGCUGAAAUGGAACCUGAGGUCAUGAGUUUCCUGAGACAUCAUUUAAAUCUUCUCCAACCUGUUCUCCCAGCAUGCUGUGCAGGAAGUCAUGUGUCGAGCGAGUGAGGAGGCAGAGAGGAAGGAGAGGGAGCGUGUCUAGAGUUUGCAAAGCAGGAGGAACGGUUCGAUGGCAGGACGUUAGUCUGAAUUGCUCUGCGGGGGAACUUCGUUUGUUUCUCUGACAACUGAUGGGCUCUGACAAUGGAUUUACAGCAUUGGAAGAAAAGAAGGAGUGAGGAGUUUUAUAAAGUUUAACAGAGCACGGAGAGGCUACAUGGACGCAGGGAGACAUGGUGACUUUUGUGGAGCUGCCAGCCAACGCUGGGCUGCUGUCAACCACCAGAGAGCUGAGGAUGCCGUUCUCAGAGGCAGUCAAGUUCUGCAUUCUGGGCAUUUCUAUCCUUCUCCUCGUCGUGGCGCUGGGCAUCUUGAUCUGGCAGAUCUGCAGAUGCUUCUCUCAGAAACACACUUCAUACCCCCAUCAGGACACAGUGAGCAGUGAUCUGUUGUAUUCAGAGGAAAAACCGUCGACAGCGGAGAACUACUCAGCUUCUCCAAGUACCAAGGUGGAGGAUGUGGGUUCUAAAGCCGACAGACUGAGCCGCUGUUUGUCCCAGGAAAUAUUUCCGUCAGGAUCCAGCCAGGUAGAGGGCGACACCACAGAGCACAAAGCCGUUAAGAUUCACGGCUCGCUGCGUUUCUCCGUCUACUACGACCAGCUGCAGGCGUGUCUGGUGGUCACCGUGCUGCAGGUGGAGGGGCUGGUGGACAGCGGCCAGACCCCAGGCCUGCAGCCGUUUGUGAAGCUGCGCCUCAUGUGGGCUGGAUCAGAGGCGACAGAGCUGGAGGGAUUAAAAGAGGGUCCAGCGAAGCCACGCGUGCUGUGGACGGUGCUGCAGGAGUGGCACACCCGUGUUGUGAAAGGCAGCUGUAGUCCUUCUUAUGGAGACCAGUUUAGCUGCAUUCUGCAGCAGGACAAGGGCAUGCUGGAUCGCAUCACGCUUAGGAUGGAGGUGAGGGACUUUGAUAAGUUCUCCAGGCACAUGGUGCUCGGAGAGGUCCGGGUUCCUCUGGGUCAGCUGAACAUCUCCUACCCUCUGGAGCUGCAAGAAGAUCUGCAGAUACCACAGAAGGACCUCGUUGGAGAAGCGCUGCUGUCGCUGAAGUAUCUUCCCACCUCUCAGCGGCUCGAGGUCGGCCUGCUGAAGGUCAGGACCCCCUUUGCCGAGCCGUCCACUGCUGCAGCCCUGUACGCCAGGAUCAGCGUUCAGUGGAAUCAGAGCAAGCUGAGGUACCAGAAGACUUCUGUAGUCCCCCGCUGCCCGGUGACCGUCUUCAACGAGGUCCUCAUGUUCUCCCUGCCAGACUUCCCCCUGGAGCAGUCUAAAAUCUCAGUCUCAGUGUACGAGACGCAGACCGCUGGCAGUUCGGGCAAAUGUCUGCUCGGACAGCUGAGCGUGGGGAAGGACCGAAGCUCGGAGGACGAGCACUGGGCCUCGAUGCUGCGCUCGGUCCGGCAGCCGGUGGCAAAGUGGCACGGCCUGCUGGUUUAAGCUGUGGUUCUGAAGCAUCGGCCACGGCACUCCACCGGUGUUUGAGUCCGGUCCUGUUCAGCUGUAAGAUGAGGCACCGCUCCUGUUAUCAGUGGGAACACUUUUCCUUCCCUCCUCCACAGGAUUUAACUACACUUGUGUUUAGAUACAUGAUACUGAGAACACACUAUAUCAUUUUUACCUGGGCGAUCUCUUUCAGUCUGACCUGAAAAUAUUUUUAUAAUGAAAGUUCUGAAGAAUAUUCAAUUACUUUACACAGCUAACUUGUUUGCAUUAAAUGUUUGCUUUUUAUUUUCCCCUCAAAUUAAAUGUAAUAUUUUAGUUUCAUGAAUUCAUGUGUUUGGUGCCCGCUGCACACCAGUACUUGUCUAACCACUGGAAAAAAUGUGUUUAUAUAGAAUAUCCUAAUGAGUAUGUCUGUUACUGGAAAAACAAUAAAGAAUAACACUGA
Fundulus heteroclitus (mummichog) is the source of this 2180-nucleotide messenger RNA. It is a transcript of the gene syt19, whose product is annotated as synaptotagmin XIX. Gene Ontology annotation, molecular function: phosphatidylserine binding; SNARE binding; calcium ion binding. Lineage: Eukaryota; Metazoa; Chordata; Actinopteri; Cyprinodontiformes; Fundulidae. Gene Ontology annotation, cellular component: axon; synapse. The transcript is spliced from 9 exons. Bases 467 to 1729 code for a protein of 420 amino acids. The record is from RefSeq and is a predicted model, not a curated record. Gene Ontology annotation, biological process: vesicle fusion; regulation of dopamine secretion; calcium-ion regulated exocytosis.